AUGUCUGAAACCAAAACAGAUAAAGUUGUCAGAUCACUCGUUACGAGGAGCAAACUCGCAAAUUUUCCCUUGAUCUUCGAAACACCCGAUAAACUGCGAACGAUGUCUCAAAAUGAAAAAUUUGUACGAAAGAAGGCUUAUGACAAUUGCAUCGCAGCCGAAAUGCGACGUAAAAAGAGUGAAUUCUUCCAAGAGCAGCAAAAGUUUAUAGCCCAGCAACUAGAGGAGAAUCCUGUGGAGAUCGGUGGUCGCACACACUCGCCGAGCAGCAGCCUUGAAGAGAAGAAGUCUGCGCAUGCGGAGACGGAGACGGCUGACAAAGCCACAGCAGUACUACGGGAGCAACGCGCAGCUUCUUGUCGGAAAUCGCGCAUGAACAAUAAGCUGAAAAAGGAAGCACUAAAGCAUCGCAAUGAUUUUAUAACUGCGAAAGUGGCGGUUACGAAGCACGCACUCGAAACUGUAACAUCGAAAUUGCAAAAAGCGCAACUGUACCUGCUAAGACGUGGAUUUGCUGAAACGCAUAUACAGAAUAUUCGCAGCAUUUAUGGCGUGGGUAGUAUUACUCUGGAUUGAGCAAUGGAAAGUACAUCAAAUGACCGAGAAAUACCGUAUCACAAAUAAUC
This is a messenger RNA of Bactrocera tryoni, 626 nucleotides long. Its product is annotated as protein sisterless A. The coding region runs from base 1 to 576 and encodes 191 amino acids. The transcript has a single exon. NCBI's taxonomy places the organism in Eukaryota, Metazoa, Arthropoda, Insecta, Diptera, Tephritidae. The record is from RefSeq and is a predicted model, not a curated record.